Messenger RNA from Drosophila grimshawi, 3170 nucleotides. RefSeq names its product mediator of RNA polymerase II transcription subunit 15. The transcript is spliced from 10 exons. Bases 682 to 2925 code for a protein of 747 amino acids. NCBI's taxonomy places the organism in Eukaryota, Metazoa, Arthropoda, Insecta, Diptera, Drosophilidae. The record is from RefSeq and is a predicted model, not a curated record.
AUGAGCUGUGAGCGCGUCAAAAGAUCCAACGACGGACGUGUAUUUUGUUCUGCCAAUUAAAGCAGUCUGCUGCUACGACGAAGCUAGUUCUUUGCGCGGAGCAUAACACAACGUAAAAUUGCAGCUGUCCGCGACGCGCGCCUCUUAUUGUGUGCGUGUGUGUGUGUGUGUGUACAUAUUUGUUGUUGGUGUGAAUUUUAUAAAUAAAUCGGUUGGCGUGAAAGUGAAAUGCGUUGCAAGUAACAUAACUAAACACAAGUGGAUGCCCCUCCAAGCCCCCUCCACACACACACAUGAUUAAGUGAGCGACGCAAUUAAGUGAAAAAUUUCUAAAAUAAAAGAAGAAGAAAAAAAAACAGAAACCUGGUUUCAGGUUUUCUUCUGCCAACAUUGUUGUUUAUCUAUUUGAAAGCGAAGCGCUCGCUUUCAACAAGUUCAACUCACCGACGCCAAGCAACGAACUGGAAGGCGCGGCAGCAUCAAACUGAACUGAAACUCAAACCAGAAACUGAAAUUAAAACGCAGCACAAAACCAACAACAACAAUACCAACAACCAAAGCAACUCGUCCUUGAGCUCAUAUUUUUAAACACCUGUUCAAGCGCAACAGCGGCAACAACAACAACAACAAACAUUGGGAAGAGAAUUUUGCGUUCCUCUCAAAAAAAAAGAAAAAAUAAUAAUGAAUAAUUUUACAACCACAACGGCCGCUGUGCCCAAAAAGGAAUCACUGCCGCGAUCAGGACAUGUUAAUGAGGUUUGCAAGGAAUGGCUCGUGCGUGAGGACGGCGCCCUGGCCUACAAGCUGCAGUCCCAGGAGAUUAACGACUUUUACAAGGGCAAUCGGUACAGGAAUGCGGUGGUGCGCGAAGAUUUCCCCACGGCUCUGCAUGAGCAAAUCAAGGAAACGGAGCAGGCCCAACGUCAAGUGGAGGCCUACCGGAGACGCCUAACCGAACAGGAGGAGCACGAUAAACGCGUUGCCAAAGAAAUUGCCGACAAACUGGAGCGUGAUCUGCAGGAACAGCAGCAGGAGGAGCUGCAGCAAAGCGAACUUAUAGCACAGAAAAUGCAGGAAAUCUAUGUUAAUCUGCCGCCCGUGCCGCCGCCAACAACACGGGACAAGAGCCGUCCGCCGCCACGACCAGCCAAAGCAAGUAUACGACAGCAACAGCUGCAACUGCAACAGCAGCAGCAGCAACAAUCCAAUGGCAGCCUUGAGCCCAGCACCUCACAGCAAGCUAGAUAUCACAGUCAGCAGCAGCAGCAGCAGCAACAGCAACAACACUUUUCACAAACAGACAACUAUGUAGGACUAUCGCUCAUACCAAAUAUUGUUGAUAAGCCAGCAACAGCAGCAGUAGCAGCAACAGCAGCAGCAGCAACUAGCACACCCAGUAGUAGACACAAUGCACAGAACACACACAAUCAGCUGUUGGUGAGUGAUGCUGAGCAUACGCCAUCAUCAUCGCCACAGCAGCAUCAGCAACAACAACAACAUCAACAACAAUUACAGUCACGUUUCCAUCAUGCACAACAGCAACCACAUCAAUCAGCACGUCGCAUUGCACCACUAAACAUCAGCACCACAUCACAGCACACAACUAAUCAUGCAGCUGACAUCGAUGAGCUGGUGGAUUAUGCUGAUGUUGCUGACAGCAUACGCAACAUGUCAGCAACAACAGCAGCAGCUGCCGCAGCAGCAGCACCAGCAUCAGCAACAGCCAAUGUUAUCGAUGCAGCAAUGCCGCCGCAACGUUCUGCAUCACAUGAGAACUUACUGCGUUCCGAACCCAAAUUUCAGAAACUAUCACCGGAGAAAUACGAUCAAAUGGUUGGCAACUUUGCCCUGGGCAAUUCGAAGGCGGCCGAGCGUCACAUGCAACAGCAUGCGGAUGAUAUUGAGCUCUAUGUGGAUCCCUGUGACUAUGCCAGUCUGCGCGACAUUGGAGUGCCACCCGAGGAGAUACACGAGAUGAGCAAGAAGAUCAAACAGGAACAGAAAGAUGAGUUGCUGGCACGUCGCCUGCAGGCCAUUGAGAGCAAGGAUAGCGUGCGGCAGGAGCAACGCGAUCGCUUGCUGGCCAUCGAGGCACAGGACAAAGAACUCGCCAAAAUGCUGCAGGAGCGCUACGGCAAAAAUAUAUUCAAAUUGAGGAAAUUCAAAAUUUCUGCAGUUAAGGAGAAAGCCAAAGUGAAGCGUGCCAAGGAGAAGGCGCGCCUGCGCAAAUCUCAGCAGAAGGAUGUCAUCGGAGCCAAUGGAGUUGGAGUGAACGGCUUGUUGUGUGGCACGAACGGAUCGUCCCAUUGUGGCCCACUGAUGGCACUGCCACAGGACUGCAUGUCGUCGUCACAAACGCCAGCCGAUAUCGAUGUGGAGGCCUAUUCCAAUCCGAUUGAUGUGCUCAACAACAGUCGCGAGCAACGUCAGCCGAAUGGCACUCUAACCAAUGGCAGUCUGACUCGGGACAGCAGCUCCUCCACACACGGCUCUAUGCAGCGGCAACAGCGACAGGCGGCCGCAGCAGCUAGCAGUCUGACACGUGGCGAGGACGACAUCUACACGCUGCCCGUGGACAGCUGUCGACUGGCCGGAAAUGGACAGCGACCCAUUUCAUUGCAUUUGGCUGCGGAGACAGUGCAGCAAUUGCAGCAGCAGCAGCAGCAACAGCAUAAUUCGAUGACGCGCUCGGAGAACUAUGGCUCGGAGGCGGGUUCACAUGACAGCACACUGUCCAGCGGUCAUGAUGUGUCGCCGCACAUGAAAUACUCCAAGUCCGGCAACUUUGGUAUAUAUAUCCAAGCUCCAGUCCCACGCCGCCUUAUAUGCCAAUUCAGGGUACGCGCCGAUCAAAUUCAAGUGAAGAUCGUAAAAAGAAAUCGAAGGACAACAAGUGCACGCAUCAGUGAAACGGCCUUUAGAUAAACAUAAACACACUUUAUCUAUAUUUUUUAUAUGUUCUCAACGAUUGUAUCAGAGGGACAAUGAAAUUGUUCCAGCUCACUUUUCACUUCUCACAUUUUUUCAUAUUCACAUCUCCAAAUUAGCAUUUAAACGUAGUUUUUACAUAAGCUUUAUUAUAUAAUCCUUUGUUGUGUAUGGUGUAUCAGAUAAAAGAGAAUCCAACUUUUGGGUUUUACAAUAAAUGUUUCUCGAAUAAGUCCAAUUAA